UUCCAUAAUAUCACAUCCAUACAUUUUUUCUUCCUCUUUUCACAACCACCAAAAAAACGAUCAAAAUGAUGAAAUUUUUGUGCAUCUUUGCUCUCACUUUUGCUGUCGCUUCAGCUGGCAAAAUGAAAUUUAUCGACUGUGGACACAAUGAAGUUAAAUCUCUUGAUGUUUCUGGCUGUGAAGGUGAUUACUGUGUCCUCCAUAAAGGCAAAACAAUCAAUCUGGAUAUGGUAUGCAAAUCCAAUCAAGAUUCGGAACAUCUUAAAUUAGUUAUUUCUGCUGAUGUAAAUGGAAUCGAAAUCGAAGUUCCCGGAUUCGAUCAAGAUGGUUGCCACUACAUUCAAUGCCCAGUUCACAAAGGUCAACAAUAUGAUGUCAAAUACAGUUACACUAUUCCAUCAGUUCUGCCAAAUAUCAAAGCAAAUCUUACCGCUAAAGUCACCGGUGAUCAAGGUUUACUUGGUUGCUUGAAACUUCAAGGUGAAAUUGCUGAUUAGAUACUUUUGUAAUUGAACUUUUUAUUGAGUGUUUCAAUAAAUUGAAUAUUUGUUUAUUAAAAAAUAUAUUAAAUGAUUUUUUUUAUA
Messenger RNA from Dermatophagoides pteronyssinus (European house dust mite), 584 nucleotides. RefSeq names its product mite group 2 allergen Pso o 2. NCBI's taxonomy places the organism in Eukaryota, Metazoa, Arthropoda, Arachnida, Sarcoptiformes, Pyroglyphidae. Gene Ontology annotation, biological process: sterol transport. The record is from RefSeq and is a predicted model, not a curated record. Gene Ontology annotation, molecular function: sterol binding.